AUGAAACUUCUCCAAUCUGUCUCCCUCGUUUCUGCGAUGGCAACGUUAGUGAACGGUUUUUCGUUCUCUACAAUUACUGGCGAAUCUUCGCCGUCGAAAGGACUCAUUGAUGACACCGACCUGACACCCGAUGAAGAGAGUCGCAUCUACGGCGGAUCUAAUGCUGACAUCAGCAAGUACUCCUACGUGGCAAAAUUGAUUCCUGGCGAUGCGGAGGAUGUAUUGCUGUGUGGUGGCACGCUAAUUGCCCCCCAGUAUGUUCUCACGACUGUGUAUUGCCUCGGGUGGUUCCCGCUUGACUUACACGUAUCGCUUGGAAGUCAGAAGAGUAAACAUAAAGGCUCUCCAAAGUCGGAGCGGAUUCGUGCCGUCGAGAUUUUCCGUCAUCCGUCGUUCAACUCUACGUGGUACACGUAUGACGUGGCGGUCAUUAAACUCGAGAAGCCCUCGACUCAUAAACCAGCACGUCUCACUGGUGCUGAUGGAUCGGACGCGAAGGCUGGCACAAUCGCUACUGUCUUUGGGUGGGGGGAGAUUAGCAAGGAAAAGAAUGCUGAAGCUCUCCAAUCUGUGGCUGCCAAAAUUAUCCCCGACGAUGAGUGCAGCAAGUAUGCCAUUGACACCGAUGUCACGUUGUGUGCUGGUACCGAACGUGGGAAAGGCUUUUGUGGCGGAGACUUCGGCGCCCCCCUUAUUUCCAAAGGCGUGGUCGUGGGGAUCGCAUCCACUUUUCCUGGUGAGGCCAAUGAUUGUGGCGAACUACCUGGAAUGUACACGCGUGUCUCCCACGUGCUUGACUACAUCAACGAUGUAGUGAAUGGUGGCUCCACAGGUAAUGUUACCGACUCGCCCCCGCUGAAUGAAUUUACCGCGGGAGGAUCUCAGUAA
Molecule: messenger RNA, 888 nt
Organism: Phytophthora nicotianae INRA-310
Lineage: Eukaryota; Oomycota; Peronosporomycetes; Peronosporales; Peronosporaceae
Exons: 1
Coding region: 1-888 (295 amino acids)
Biological process (GO): proteolysis
Molecular function (GO): serine-type endopeptidase activity
Source: RefSeq, a predicted model, not a curated record